Molecule: messenger RNA, 894 nt
Organism: Papaver somniferum (opium poppy)
Lineage: Eukaryota; Viridiplantae; Streptophyta; Magnoliopsida; Ranunculales; Papaveraceae
Product: callose synthase 3-like
Exons: 4
Coding region: 120-677 (185 amino acids)
Biological process (GO): late endosome to vacuole transport via multivesicular body sorting pathway
Cellular component (GO): multivesicular body
Source: RefSeq, a predicted model, not a curated record
UUGCUUAUUAAAGUCGGUGUCUCUCUUACUUUACUUAGCUGUUUUUUUUCUUCUUUAUUUGUACCACUCUAAAAAUAAUAAAAUAAAAGAAGAAGUUUGUUUCGAGUAGCUAGUUACAGAUGUCUUCUUUUUCCACAAGAAACACUGAUGAAAGGCGGAUUAUGCCAACCCCUCAUCAGACUGCUGGUGAAUCGAUGGUUCAGAGUGAGAUCGUACCAUCAUCUCUUGCUGAGAUUGCUCCAAUCCUUCGUGUUGCUAAUCAAGUUCAAACAAGUAACACCAGAGUUGCUUUUCUGUGUCGAUUUUAUGCCUAUGAGAAAGCUCACAAGUUGGAUCCAACUGCAAGCGGACGCGGUGUUCGCCAAUUUAAGACUGCACUUCUACAGCGUCUAGAAAAGGAAUACGAACCCACUUUAAAGGAAAGAGUAAAAAAGAGCGAUGCACGUGAGAUACGGAGUUUCUAUCAGCAGUACUACGAAAAAUACACCGAAGCAUUGCAGAAGGCUGCUGAUAAUCGUAAUUUCAGUGAACAACUUACAAAGGAAUAUCAAACCACGGCGGUCCUUUUCGAGGUUCUCAAGGCUGCGACUGUCGGAGUAGAUUAUGCUUUGGAGGUACCCCCAGUCCCACCGCCUUCACCUCCAUGCAAUCCUUUCAGCACUAUACCGCUAUUGUAGUGCUGAAUCAUGUCAAGAGUGAAGAAGCAUCAUAAAUUAAGCACAAAACCUUAAUUAAAUAACUAAAUAUGUUUAUGAAUGUGAGAUUUAGAACUAAUUAAUUAAAUAAGAAGAAUGCUAUGAUUGUAGUAUAAAGUAAUGUUUGAAAAUUUAUAGACGACACGAACGUUCAGCUUGCAGUGUCUUACUUUCAAAUUGAAGAUCUAUUUUAAGCCUU